CACUUUAAGCAAUGAGAAUCUAUGACACUGACAAUGACACAAUGUUAUUCUUCAUGGACUUCAUGUGUCACACAUCAUUUAUUGUCGAUGUUUGUUAUUCUCCUUAGAACUUUGUUUUGUAAUUAUUUAAUUUAAUUGCUUACUAUAAUGAAAAUAAUUCUUCUGAUCAUAAGAUUAAUGAGCUUCUGAAAUGGCGGACAUUGAGGACACUACAAUUUUUACGGAAUGUUGUCGAACCUGCAUGUCCAAUUCAGCAACUAAUAUGAUUAAUAUUUUUGCUCUUAAAAACUCAGUGAGUCCAGCUGAUAUAAUAACAACUUGUACUUCAAUUAAGAUAAGCUAUACAGAUGUAUUACCGAAGAAUAUAUGUGAUAUUUGCUACAAAUCUUUAAUAGACUUUUAUGAAUUUAAAAAACAUGCUGAAGAAGUUGAUUUUAAAUUUCACACCAAAGAAAUAGAACAUGAGACAGUUGAAAUAAAAUUUGAAGAAGCUCAACAUUUAGAUAUUAAAGUUGAGUCUGAACAUGGUGCUCAGGAUUCAACAUAUGAAUGCAGUAUGACUUCAGAAUCCUUCCAGGAAUUGCCAAAUGUACAACACAAGACAAAACAAUUACCUAAAUGUGAUAUUUGUGGCAAAGAGUUUCCAAAAAAAUCUAAACUAGAGAGACACAAACGCACUCAUGAAAAUUUUUCAUACACUUGCAAUUUAUGCUCCGAAACAUUUAAAUACCAUUCCACAUACGUAAAGCAUUUAAUUCAACACAAUGAAGUAAAUAAAGUAGAAACGGUAGACCAAAAUGAGAACCAAAGCUUUGACUGUAAUAUAUGCUUGGUAAGUUUUAAAUCUAUGCAAUCACUAUCUGGGCAUAUGCGUAAACACAGUAACAAAGCCCGUAUACUUAGUUGUGUGGUAUGCCAGAAAGUAUUUAAGAAAACAAGUCACUUGAAAAGACAUGAGCUUAUCCAUGAGACCAAUAGGCCUUACAAGUGUUCAAUUUGUCCGAGGACAUUUACUUCGGAGAUUAUCUAUAAGGAACAUGAGAACAAGCAUGCUGGUGUGAAAAGUCACAUUUGUCCAUUCUGUUCGAAGGCGUUUUCGCAUUUAUCAACACUUAAUACACAUAUAAAAAUACAUACUAAAGAGAAGUCAUAUUUGUGUCCAUUUUGUGGAAAGAAGUUUGACUCUAAUACUAAUUUAAAUGAACACACAAAGAGGCAUAUAGGUUUGAAGCUGUUUGCUUGCAGUUUGUGUCCCAAACGAUUCGUCAGCAAAGGUGAGUUAAAGUCCCACGGCACUACACAUUCUGGUGAGAGAUCAUACACUUGCGAGCAGUGUGGCGGGUCCUUUACCAAACGCAGCUCACUGGCUAAACAUAUGUUGAGGCACCGUGGCAUCAAGCCGCAUCAGUGUGACGCCUGUCCUAUGAAGUUCACAAGCAAGGAUCACCUGAAGCGUCACUACAGAAUACACACUGGCGAGAAGCCGUACCGCUGCGAGCUAUGCGACCGCGCGUUUACACAGAGCAACGACCUUGCCAAACACAGACGGACUCAUCUUGGCAACAUGCUUUACAAGUGUGCGCAAUGCUCAGAGAGUUUCCGUCUAAAGACUGAACUCCAGAAUCACAUCUCGCAACACUUCGCCACACAACUAGCUUCUGUUGUCGGUAACCUAGAAUCAAAGGAAAAGCCUGUCCAAGACUACACGAGGGCAAUCAGAGAGAUGAAUGACGUGGGAGGGAAAUGUGAUGACUUUGUUACUAGUAAAGAUAUUUAAAACUGUUCAAUUUCAAAAAUUAUCUACAGUGUAUUGUGUUAUAUAAAAACACGAUUUUUCUGAAAAUUUCUGUGUAUUAGGAGAUUAUUUUUGUAUGACGAUAGGAUUAAAAUAAUAUGUCAUCGAUUAACGACGCAGAAAAAGCUUUAAGAGGAAUUUCUAGUUGCGGUUUUUCCAUACAAACGCUCUCGACUGUUUCCUCCCUGGAUUUUUAACCUAUAGCAAUGAUUUUUUUUUCAAAUAAGAUCUAAUCAUCAAUAUCUGUGCCGCUAUGUUUUGCUUUUUUGGAUUAUUAUAUUUUGAAUAAUACAGCGCCUCGAAAAUCGCAAAAACGGCUCUAUUGAAUUGGCUGCAAAAAAGGCGCAGUAUACAAAUAUGACAACAAAUAUUCAAAAAAUCAAAACAUAGCGGCAUAGAUUAUUUCUUCCUCUUGCAGUUUCCAAAAUUACAUAAUGAUUGGUUGCGUUUUGGAGGAGGAAACAGCCGAGAUCGAAACCUCGAUUUUUGAGUUUUUUGCGUGGGAUUUUAGUCCGAGCUGGAGUUGUCCUUAUCGCAUGCACGUCGCCCACCGCAGCGCGACAGAGACAGCUUCAAAAAUUCGAGAUUUGAAAAGUUGCUCAGCGAGGAAUUGCGCUUAAAUUCAUAUCCAUGUGUCAUUUUACGGGUUAUUCCCACUAGUUACCACCAAGUUGUUACCAGUGUGAAUUUGGGAAUUUUAUUCCCACCUUUUACCAGCGGUAACUACUGGGAAAAAAUCCAUCUAGUUACCACCAACUCAGUUUAGUACGGUUUGGUGGUAGCUACUGGGGAUUGUGUUUACUGCUUAAAAUAGCAAUUGUGAAUUUGUUCAUUGCGAACCAUAGAUACAAAUACCUAUACAAAAUCAUUUGUACUUCAAAAUUCAAUCUUUGAAAAUUCGAACGUCACUUUUUAACGAAGUUUUAAUUUUAUAUAGUUCUCAAGUUCUCAAGGAGCGAAAUAGUAAAGAUUUUCUAGUAAUUAUUUUAUUUUGGUCUUCUAAAGUUCGAAUUGUUAAUAUUUCUGAAGCUGCAGAGACAAGUGGUGUUUCACUGUCUCUGGUACCCAUAUCGUUAUAUUGAUUUUUUUCGUCGAUAGUUUCGUUCUGUCCCCGAGACAAUAAACAAGUCACUGAAUAACUGUGCCUUAAUUAAUGUUGUGUUAGCAGAAACGUCUGCAAAAGAUACCACAUUGCCAGUGUAAGGAAACUGCAGCGUUCGGGCGUUCUCGGCUUCGUUCGGCUCAGGCCGCGUAGCCAAAGUUACAAUCGUUAACGCUCUGUAGCGUAGCGUAGUCAUCUCUCUAUCACUCUUCUAUAUUAGUGCGACUGUGACAGUUGCGUUUCGUUCGCCACGGAGCGUGAAUGAUAUGCACGUUGGUUACGCGGGCAGCAUUGCUAGGAGCAAUUAUUAGGGUUGGCAGAACUUGAUGUUCAUUUGCGUGCACUACCACAGAUAAGAUAAUCUCUUAAAUUUUGACAACCCUAAAUAGCCGAAAAGGAUAGUGCCAUAUAUUGGAGAGGGACAACGUGAUUCGACCCUGAAUCGCUGUCAAACUUCGGUUUUGUAGGAAGUAGCCUUUCUGUACGGGAGUACUAUUAUUUGUUCUGUGAGAUAGCUUAGAAAAUAAAAGAAAAGUGGAAAAUUUACUGUCUUGCUCGAUACUCGUACUUGCGACUCUAGGAUAUGGUGGAAAUAUUCGCUGUUAACGGGUAAGUCUUGGUUCGAGUCGCUCGAGACAGCGAGUUUUUCCAUUUUCCUUAUUUUCGAAGUACCCUUACAACUGUUUAUAAUAUUCACAUUUAACCUUUUCGACGCCGUGUCAAACAAAAGCUGUCGUUCGGACGCCACGCCACCGAAGUGUCAAUCUGAAAUUGAACUUUAUGCAUAUGCAAGUAGGUCUGUGUUGCUCUGUGGUCAGUGACGGAUUAAUCCGUCUUCGGCAUUAGACGUACGGCGCGGAUAUAUCCGUAAUUGGCGUGAAUAAAUCAAUCUGGAUAAUUUCGUGUAUAAACAAGAAGAUGGUAUAACAUAGGUAUCACCUACACCGCCUUUACCUGUAUCAGAUAACCUGGGUGUAUUACGCUCGGCAGCGAACGAAACGCAACUGUCACUCGCACUAAUAUGGAAGAAUGAUAGAAAGAGAUGACUACGCUACGCUACGGUGCGUUAACAAUAGGCAUGUCGCCUAACGCAGCGGCUUACGUGAGCGAAUAACUCGAGAAGCGGCGCAGUGCGGCGCGGGUGAAUCAAUCCUUUGAUACCUAUGGAAGUGUCCUACGUGGGCGAUCUCGUUGCGAACGCGAAUGCCGUGGGCACUCGCGCCGCGCGUCUUCUCGUUCGCGAGUUAUUCGCUCACCCUUUGACUGCCACGCCUACCUAACGCCCGUGGCGCGUAAUUGUGAACCUUGUCGGAAUGCAUGAAGGUUGAUAUUGGGUUGUAGCGCUUGUCAGUUGGCGUCUUUGGCGACCAUAGGGUUAAAGUGUAUUUUUACUAUGGACCCAUUUACCUGUUAACCUAUAGUACAUUUAAGAUUGUUGCUAGAGAAAUAAGAGUUAAGUUAAAAUAAUUAUAAUUUUAUAUAGGUUUCACAAAACUACUAAUAAAACUCGUUAACCCUC
This is a messenger RNA of Cydia pomonella (codling moth), 4416 nucleotides long. RefSeq names its product zinc finger protein 501-like. The transcript has 5 exons. Bases 191 to 1777 code for a protein of 528 amino acids. Gene Ontology annotation, molecular function: zinc ion binding. Lineage: Eukaryota; Metazoa; Arthropoda; Insecta; Lepidoptera; Tortricidae. Gene Ontology annotation, cellular component: nucleus. The record is from RefSeq and is a predicted model, not a curated record.